Messenger RNA from Rhododendron vialii, 2990 nucleotides. RefSeq lists its product as uncharacterized. Lineage: Eukaryota; Viridiplantae; Streptophyta; Magnoliopsida; Ericales; Ericaceae. Gene Ontology annotation, biological process: proteolysis. The record is from RefSeq and is a predicted model, not a curated record. The coding region runs from base 61 to 2511 and encodes 816 amino acids. The transcript is spliced from 13 exons. Gene Ontology annotation, molecular function: serine-type endopeptidase activity.
UCGCAGAGAAAAAGAAAACCCCCAUUGUCAAACAGUCCAAAGCUUUCUCCACAGCCGACCAUGGCUUCCGCCCUCCUCCUCAAGGCCAGGUCACUCAGAAACUCCUCUCUCCCCAUCACUUCCCGCUUAUUUCCACCCCUAUCCUUUUCUGCUUCUUCUUCUUCUUCUUCUUCUUCUCUCUCCUCUUCCCCCUGCAAAACAAAAACCCACCCCCUCUCCCAACCCUCCCAAACCAAAACCCCACCUUCCCCCAAGAAAGUCCCAUUCACUGUCUCGGUUCACGGAAGGACGUGGGCGGAUCCUUACCACUGGAUGCGCAACACCAACGAUACCGAUUUCAUCCGUUAUUUGUCCCAAGAAAACUCUUACACUGAGGAUUUCAUGGCCGACACCCAGAAACUGCGGCAGGCGCUGGUUUCUGAGAUGAGAAGCCGAAUGCCGGCCGAGGUUUCCACUCCCCCUGAACGCUUGGGACCCUGGUUGUACUAUCAGUUUGUUCCAGAGGGUAAGGAGUACCCAGUUUUGUGUAGGAGGUUAGCAACUGAAAAAAAGGAUUGGAUGGAGACUGUUGUCAAUUACCUAAGAGGAAGAUCUGGAAAGGAGGAAAUUUUACUUGACUGGAAUGAGAUUGCAGAACAGUAUGGAUAUGUUAACGUGGGCACAUGUCGUGUAUCACCAAACCAUAACUUCCUUGCAUACACACUUGAUACAACUGGCGGUGAAAACUUCAUGCUCCAAAUUAAGGAUCUUACAACAUUGCACAAUAUUCCAAAAUCAAGAGUUGAUGGGGUUGUGAGCUUGGCAUGGGCUCAGGAUGGUCGCACAUUGUUUUACACGAAGUCGGAUGAGAACCAACGGCCCAACAGGGUACUAUGCGCAAAACUGGGAUCAUAUUCUUUGGUUGAUGUUCAAGUCUUUACGGAAGAUGAUUCUAGCUACUGUGUGGAUAUCACCAGCACAAAGGAUGGCAAGUUCAUAACUGUGAAUUCUAACUCGAGAACAUCAUCUGAGGUUUAUGUCAUAGAUGCAAGCAACCCACAAGAUGGAUUACGAAGGUUAUGUAAGCGUGUCCCUGGAGUACAGUUUUUUGUGGAACAUCACUGUGGUUUUUUCUAUGUUCUAACAAAUGCUUCUUUGGGCGAGGAUAAGGAUUUUUCAACUGGGACUUAUUACUUGGGUAGAGUCCGAGUUGAAGACAUGCACUUGAAUAAUUGGCAGAAUAUCAUUGUACCAAGUAAAGGUAGCAGCUUACGAGAUAUGGACAUUUUGAAUGGACAUCUGGUGCUUUUCCUUGACAAAAUGGACUCCACUCAGAUAUGUUCCAUCAAUCUGCCUAUAGACGUUGAUUGUAAGCAUUGUGUGGAGAUUGACUAUCUUGAUCCUUGGUUUUUCCCUCUGCCCUCAAAUUUCUGUAGAAUCAGUCCAGGUUCAAAUAACUUCAUGAGCUCAGCAUAUCGAGUGGUGCUUUCAUCUCCAGUGAUGCCUGAUGUAAUUGUUGACUAUGACAUGUCAAGACGUACAUUCUCGAUUGUGCAUCAAGAGGAUGUACUGGGCGUUUCAGCUGCCAUUGGAUCGUUUUCUCAGACUUUUGACAGAGAAGUUGAUGAGCUUCCAGAGGCUUCAGAGGACAAGGAGAAAGAUACCCAGAAUUGUGAGGUCUGUCUAUGGAAGGACUUCUCUGAUGCAUAUUUGUGUGAAACAAAGGAAGUCCUUUCCCAUGAUGGUGUUGUUGUUCCUCUGACCAUAUUGUACUCCAAGAAGUCGCAUCUGAAGGAUCAGUCUCCUGGGAUUCUUCUAGGGUAUGGAGCAUAUGGAGAGGCUCUUGAUAAAAGCUGGUGCUCGGACCGUCUAAGUUUGUUGGAUCGUGGGUGGGUGGUCGCAUUUGCUGAUGUGAGGGGUGGCGGGGGAGUUGAUCCUUCUUGGCACAGGUCUGGCGGUGGAUUACAGAAAUUGAACUCUAUCUAUGAUUUUGUGUCAUGUGGAAAAUUCCUGGUUAAUGAGGGUUAUGUUUGCAAAGAUAAGCUUGGUGCUGUUGGACAUAGUGCAGGAUGUCUCCUUGUAGCGGCAGCCAUCAAUAUGUAUCCAGAUUUGUUUAGGGCUGCCAUCAUGAAGGUUCCAUUUCUUGAUAUAUGCAACACAUUGUUGGACCCCAGUUUACCUCUCACCAUUUUGGACUAUGAAGAAUUCGGAAAUCCUCAGAUUCAAUCCCAGUUGGAGUCUAUACUCCAGUAUUCGCCUUACGAUAAUAUUGCUGGAGGAGUUUGCUGCCCUUCAGUACUUGUGACAGCAUCAUUUCACGACUCGAGAGUUGGUGUUUGGGAAGCUGCCAAAUGGGUGGCCAAAGUACGAGAUAUGACCUGUUCAAGUUGUUCUUGUUCAGUCAUCUUGAAAACAAAUAUGUGCGGUGGACAUUUUGGCGAAGGAGGUCGUUUUGGUCUAUGUGAGGAAACUAGUUACGAAUAUGCGUUUCUCAUGAAAGUUAUGGGGUUCUUGGACCACAAAGUGCUCUAGGUUUUGCAGUAAGUUUGUAAUGCAAUUCUAGGAUCCUCCAAAAAAAUUUGCUUGACCGGGGAUUGGGGUUUGCUAAUUCUGGAGGCUCUCCGUAAGAUCUGAGGCAGAAAGCUCAAUAGGGAAACGUUGUUUCAAGAUGGCACUUGAUUUCAGAAAGAAAUCAUGUCCAUGAUAGGGGGCGAGCAUUGUGGACAUUGUAACAGCACUCUUCCACUGAGAUUAAGGUCGCAGCACUUGCAAUCUCAAGGAAUCACACGCGUGGAAACUCUUACAAUGUGAUCUAUCAAAUGAAGCCCCCACUCUCGAGCAAAUUCAGCGGAUUUGUGGAUCGUUGUAAUCAUUUUCGCUUCAAUAUCGUUGGAGUUGUACUGUUUGCAUCCCUAGUUCUGUGCUGGAAAUGUUUCUAUGGGUACCCAAACAUACUUCCCAAUUUUUGUGCAAACAAAUAUUUUAUACAAGCUUAUUUUUCUUGAGAGAUA